AUGGUAAUAGAAGGUAAAAGGAGGGCGGAUGACCAGGCCUUGGUGCCGGUCACGAAAAAAUCCCGCAAUGAAGUUGCCGUCAGCAAUAAAAAUAAGUCCGUAUUGCAAGCUGCCCCAGCUAGGACUUCCAACCUAUUCGCGCCCAUUAUGCAGUUGGAGGGUCACGAGGGGGAGGUUUUUACGGUGAAAUUUCACCCUGAGGGUCAAUAUUUAGCUUCCAGUGGGUUCGAUAGAAAAAUAUUUUUAUGGAGCGUUUACGGCGAGUGUGAGAAUAUUUCCGUUAUGACUGGGCACACGGGAGCUGUGAUGGAGAUGCACUUUACCCCAGAUGGUAGUAAUAUAUUUACUGCCAGUACUGAUUAUACUUUGGGGUUAUGGGAUAUUGUAACGAGUCAGAGGGUGAAGAAAUAUAAAGGGCACAGCACUUUUGUGAACUCUGUACAUGGGGCAAGACGUGGGCCGCAAUUGAUGGUCUCAGGGGGGGAUGACAGUACAAUUCGGCUAUGGGACACGAGAAAAAAACAAUGCACUUCGACUCUAAUCACAGACUACCAAGUUACAGCUGUUUCCUUCAAUGAUACAGCAGAACAAAUAUUUAGUGGUGGAAUCGAUAAUGACAUUAGAGUGUGGGAUACAAGAAAGAACGAAUAUUUGUACUCCCUUAAAGGCCACACAGACACAAUAACAAGUCUUGCUUUAUCGGCUGAUGGUUCAUAUUUGUUAAGUAACUCGAUGGAUAACUCGUUGAGAAUAUGGGACAUACGCCCGUUUGCGCCGCAAGAGCGUUGCGUAAAAAUGUUCAGUGGUCAUCAACAUAAUUUUGAGAAGAAUUUGAUUAAGUGUAAUUGGUCUCCGGACGGUUCAAGAAUUAUUGCGGGUUCUGCGGAUAGAUUUGUGUAUGUAUGGGAUACCACAACCCGUAGGAUUUUAUAUAAACUUCCAGGACACAAUGGGACCGUCAAUGAUGGUUGUUUUCAUCCCCAUGAACCCAUAAUUGUUUCAGGGGCCAGCGAUAAGCAGUUGUAUUUAGGUGAAAUUGAUUAA
This is a messenger RNA of Brassicogethes aeneus, 1044 nucleotides long. The record is from the annotation of a GenBank genome assembly. NCBI's taxonomy places the organism in Eukaryota, Metazoa, Arthropoda, Insecta, Coleoptera, Nitidulidae.